This is a messenger RNA of Coprinopsis cinerea okayama7#130, 2292 nucleotides long. RefSeq lists its product as hypothetical. Gene Ontology annotation, molecular function: protein binding. Bases 1 to 2292 code for a protein of 763 amino acids. The record is from RefSeq and is a predicted model, not a curated record. The transcript has 10 exons. NCBI's taxonomy places the organism in Eukaryota, Fungi, Basidiomycota, Agaricomycetes, Agaricales, Psathyrellaceae.
AUGCUCCAGGAAUUGCAGCCUUCGACGCAACAAUCAAGGCUGCUUCGCCAGAGGAAAAAACCGCGAUACGACCUCGACUCUGAUUCCGAGGAUGAGGACAGACCAAAACGUCUCCCAAAGAGACACCAAAGGUCCCCCUCAAAUAAGAGGCAAAAACGAAGGGGAAAGCUGGCAACCUUUGUAAACCUCCCCCUCGACAUUCUACACGAGAUAUUCAGUCACUUGCACCCCUAUGAGCUCCUUAAGCUCGCAAGGACAACCAAAGAUUUUCGCCGCAUCCUUAUGCAUAAAUCCUCAAUUUCAACGUGGCGCGCCAGUUUUUCUGAGCUGCACAACCUCCCGCCAUGUCCACCUGGGAUGCCCGAGCCAGCUUGGGCCAAUCUCUGCUUCUCUCCCCACUGCCAUAUCUGUCUAACGCCAGGUGUCCGGAAUGUCGAAUGGCGUUUUCGAAUAAGGAUGUGUGCCAAAUGCGCUCCAAACCACCUCAUUGAGACUUAUCCUCUGCCAUCACUGGAUGACCUUAACCGGUCUAUUCCGGGAGGAUUCGACAUUGAGAUUCAAAACCUUCCAGAUAUCCGAUACCUCUUGCCCAACCGCGAAGGCAAGAGGUUCAAGCGAGUCUUCAUGCUGGAAGACUUGAUAAACUUUAGGGACAAGUUUAAGGCCCUGCAGACACCAGAGGAGCGGCUCGCCUUUAUCGAUGAGCAGCGGAAAGCGACAGAAGCGCUCAAUUUACAUGCUACCAAUUGCGCCGCUUGGUCCCAUAAUCAGGCCGACGAUCGUUCAGACGAACUGAGCAGGCUGAGGCAGGAGAGGAGACAGGCGAUCAUCAAGAAAUUGGAGCAACUUGGCUACAAGAAGGACCUCCAGAGCAUCAUGCCACCCGACAGUCUGGAGCGCCAACCAUUCGCCAGCAAACCACAGCGUCUCACGGAAAGAAUCUGGAAUAAUAUCAAGCCAGCCGCCAUCAAGUUUAUGGAUCAAAUGCGGGAGAAACGCUUGCAGCGCGAACUCGAGGAACUGGCAGUUGCAAGGAAGGCCAGUGCUUGCCAAUAUCUCCAGCAAGUCAAGAAUAGCCUCCUGCCCUGCUCCAAUUUACUGCCGGAACCGCCAGAUUUCUGUCUCUUACCGGGAGUCACCAAUAUUCUUAGGAAGCCACUCGAUGUCGACGUCGACGCGUCCACCUUUGCCGCCAACUUGUCGGAUAUUCAGGGCAUGUUCGCCACCUGGAGGAAAGACGUUGUCCUCCCCCGUCUUCGUCAGAUGAUGUUUGCCGAAGAGGUCCGCGCCAAUGUGAAAUGGGAGUCAGCUGAUCUUCCAAAGGGGCCAGCUGAACGCCCUGACUCCAAGACUCUAGCCCAAACGUUCACUCAAGAAGGGAAGCGCACCAUCUCAAUGGCGGGAUUGGAGCAAAAGAUGAAGUUGGCGAACACAGUCUACGCUUGCCGCCAUUGCCCUAUUGGCAGGAGCGAAUCCGUUGAAUAUCCCAGCUAUUUCGGCUUCCAGGAUCGACUACUCUUCUACCCUCACGUCCUAGGCCAUCCAUGUUUGACUCGAAACCGCGACGAGUACUACUUCCCCUACCUAGGACCCUCCGUCAAACACGAUGCCGCACUGUACCUGGAGAACUCCCCUGGGACCGUACGCACGCGGUGGUGCGUAGGCAAUCUGGCGGUGGACAAGAAAGCGUCGGAGAUAGCUGCUCUCGUGAUCCAACGUGUCGGGUUGGAUCCUGCGACCGCGACCACCGACGAUAUGGACCGGUUGGAUCCAUGGUUCCACUGCGCAGGGUGUAUGCCCCAUAUGAAGCGCGCCAAGGCCGCCGCUUCUUCCAGUGAUUCCGACGACGAUCCUGAUUUCACCUUCAUACCCCUCGUUGGUUACUAUAACUGGCGCCGUGCGAUCAAGCAUCAACUCGAUCUUCAUACUCCGCGACCGGACCCUCGCGAUCUCUUCACAGCGCCUAUUUCUCGCCGUCCAUCCCCUCCGCUCUCUGUUGGCAAUCUCAUCCCUGUAUCCCCUAACGAUUCGGUCAUGGAAAAGAUCAAGCACAAGGAGCACGCCAAUGAGAUGGAGCGUGCCGAGAUUUGGUGUUGUGCGCAUUGUAGGGAUCUGCCUCGGGAGACAGAGUUGUGCACUUGGCCGAGUAUGAAGGAACAUUUGGCGAAAUUGCACAAUCUGGAAGAUCCUGUCCUCGAUAGGGACUACUUCAAGCACUAUGCGGCUUGUGAUCUCAUGACGCAUUCGAAUUUCACUGUCUUGAUCGAGCAAAACGUUCCAGGUUUCUUCUAA